UUGCACUGCCUCUCUUCUUCUGCAGUAAGAAGUGGUAUGGCUUCUGCUGAAAACCAUUGUCUAAAUCUGUCUGGCAUUUGCAGAAGAGACAUCUGCAAAAUCACAGAGGAUCAGAUUGGAGCCUGUAAAAGAAGAUGGAAGUGCUGUAGAUCUUGGUGGAUUCUGGUUCCAAUUCCAACCCCACUUAUCUAUUCAGAUUAUCAAGCACCCCUUAAGCAUAAGUUGAAAUGAAACUAGGGAAAGCAUCAGAAGGAAAGUUUCUGCAUCUAAAACAUUGGAAUAUACAUAAACGCUUCCAGCUUUAUUACCAAUUCCUAUUAUCCCUUGUCAAUAAAAACAAAUAAAUAUGGGUUUCAAAUCUCCAGAUACUACUUCUUUGUGACUCAUCUUCAG
This is a messenger RNA of Leopardus geoffroyi (Geoffroy's cat), 393 nucleotides long. RefSeq names its product defensin beta 109B (gene DEFB109B). Gene Ontology annotation, cellular component: extracellular region. Gene Ontology annotation, molecular function: CCR6 chemokine receptor binding; chemoattractant activity. The transcript has a single exon. NCBI's taxonomy places the organism in Eukaryota, Metazoa, Chordata, Mammalia, Carnivora, Felidae. Gene Ontology annotation, biological process: cell chemotaxis; defense response to bacterium. The annotation marks the transcript as partial. The record is from RefSeq and is a predicted model, not a curated record.